AGCUGUUGUGGCUCACAACCGUCCACUUCUGUCCGCCCUUAAAGCUUGCUUGCGGACGGUUGCGGACCUAGCAAGGAGCUACGUCUUCCACUGACGUGGAAUGCGCCGACAAAGGCUGAAUAAUGGGUGGACUGCCCAGUCGUUUUGUACCUAGUUACAAAGGCAUUGAAAAGCAGAGCCACUUUGCUCUGCAACAGGAUGGUGUGCCUUUCGAAAGAAACAUUGAGCCCUUCGAGGUAGAGUUGAAUCGUUCGCAGCUUGAGGCAUGGGGGCUUGCAUGGAACCUUGCUCGGGCUGGGAGUUUUCAAGUGGCUGGCGUGGACCCAUGCUCACCCGCUGGCAGAUGGAACCAACAGCAGCAGGCUUUUGGUCGUUGUGGUAUUUGUCGAGGAGAUGAGCUUUUCGAAGUCAACGACUCCUCAGACUAUAGCACGAUGAGUCAAGAGCUGGCAGUCUCACGGACUGUUCGCCUACUGUUUCGACCAGGGUCCAAUGUGCGCACAAAGGCAUCCAAUUUGAAGCACUUGGUCAAGAAUGCCUUUCUUCACAUUGAUACCACAGAUCCUGAACCAGACCCAACCGACCAACCCGAUGAGCCUCGAAGGCUGUCUCUUUCAGAUCCUCUUCCUUUUGUUCGUCCGAGCCAGGUAGAUGAGGCAGAUGAAGAUGCUUUGAGUGAUGCAAGUGAGGCAUCUUUCUACUCGAUGAAGUCAUCUUCAUCCUCCCUAUCAUCGUCGUCUCAAUGCUCGCAGCACCAGCCAUCUAGUGGCAGGUCUUGUCCGUCCACAGACUGGGAGUUCCAAGGCUACCAGUGUCACAAUGGACAAAUGCUGCCACCUUUUUCACGCUCCGUUUCCAGUGGGCAUGUGUCAACAUCAUCAUCUGGACGAGGAAAGCGCCGCAGACGAGCCAGCGCAGCGAAUGUUGUGCCGCCAGCUCCAAUGCCGUCAUGCCAAGUGCCAAAUCAACUUCCCAAUGCAUUGGUGCCGAAUCAAGUUCCAAAUCAAAUGCCGUUUCCUCCAACUAUGGUGCCUGUGAUGGUCCCAGUUGUGGGCGCACCUCCCUUCUUAGCGAUGGCGGCACCUGCUUUGGGGCCUUUGGUAUCUCCUCUAGUGCCUGCAAGCGUUGGUGUUGCAGUACCGUUUCCGAGUUGCAAGCAGCCGGACAUGCCAAUGGGACCACCAAUGCCGACUCAAGAGGUAGAGACAACAGUAUCUCAGCCAUGUUGGGCAGCGCAAAAUCUUUGUGCUCCAAAUAGCUCACGCUUUGAGCAAUCGUGUGAUCACCAAGACGGGGCAGGUUGUUCUCGAGCUCCAGAGCCAGCACAGCUAGAGCCUGCUGCACCUUCUUUUGCGACCUUUGAGGAAACUGACACUCAGAAAGAGAUAGUUGAGGAGACCUCAGUGUUGAAGGAUCAGAAAAGUGCAGAGGGUGCGCCUGUGAAGCCGCGGAAGAGGCCCACUCGUCGUGGGGGAAAACGGGCAAGGCAUCGGCCUUGCCAUGCUGCCGAAUGGGCUUCCAGCGUUGGGAGUGCUGAGACUCCCAGCUUCGGGGAGCCUGGUUCAGGAGAAGAAGCUGAAGGAGAGGAAGCCGAAGAAGGUGAAGAUGAGAAGGAAGAGCUCAAGGAGGAGCUCCGAGACGCUAGUGCGCCACGAUCUUUCGAGAAAAAGGAUUUGAAGCGGAGAUCUUUCUAUCCCUUGGCGGCACGUUUGCGCCUUGCCGCUGGCCUCAAGCCAAAAGGCUUGGAAGAAUCCAAAACCGCAUUUGGCUCGGCAAAGAUCUUUUCAAAUCACAUCCAGCCCAAGGCUGACGUCUCAAAAGACGGGUCUGUGCUACCGGGACCAAAAGUACCACCUGUAUCAACGCUCCCGAAUCCAAUAGAAGUGAUAGAGGAAGUGGAGCCUGAACCGGCUUCAGCCUCAGAUGUCUCUGAUCUUCCUAAACAAGAACCUGCUGAAGAGUUGGCAGCAGGCACGAUUCCAGAGCCGCUUGCUCCACAUCGGGUGAUUGAUUUGCCUUCAGACCAGGUGGUGGGUCGACGAGUGCAGAUCAUUGGCCUGACGAAGACUCUGGAAUUCAAUGACCUUUGGGGAAAGGUGGAACACUUUGAUAGCAGCUGUAAACGCUUUGCCGUUCAGCUCCUCCCUGCAGAAGGCGUUCCCAUGACUGUGAAGCUGCGUGGAGAAAAUCUGCGCAUGCCACCUGUGCUCUCACUUUCUUUCAAAGACGCAAGCGGUAAGCAGGCAAAUGCCUGGCAGCCAAACCUGCGAGCUGUGAGGCUUCGAUUGCACUGAGAUUCAUAAGAGAGGCACCCACACCCUUCCCUCAACUUAUUCGUGGUUAUACUUGUUCCGCUGAUUUAGGUCAUGUUGCCCAGUCCAUACUUGAGAGCUUAGGAAUGCUGAAUGCUGAGCUGCAGUUGGUUAGCCGCUUUUCGCUGCCAAGAGAAGUCAAUCUUGAUUGGAGGA
Durusdinium trenchii is the source of this 2468-nucleotide messenger RNA. The record is from the annotation of a GenBank genome assembly. NCBI's taxonomy places the organism in Eukaryota, Dinophyceae, Suessiales, Symbiodiniaceae.